This is a messenger RNA of Homarus americanus (American lobster), 762 nucleotides long. RefSeq names its product cilia- and flagella-associated protein 52-like. The coding region runs from base 1 to 762 and encodes 253 amino acids. Lineage: Eukaryota; Metazoa; Arthropoda; Malacostraca; Decapoda; Nephropidae. Gene Ontology annotation, molecular function: protein binding. The transcript is spliced from 6 exons. Gene Ontology annotation, biological process: cilium assembly. The record is from RefSeq and is a predicted model, not a curated record.
AUGAAGACCGCCAGGAGGACGAAGGAGCUACAGCUGCUGUCUGCCAUUGGCUUUACUGGGAAGGUCGUGGGCGGGCUACACCUGCAGAAGGAUCAAGGUCUGGUGUACCCCGUGGGUGUAGGUGUGGGUGUGUGGGACCGUGCAGGUGGGCGUCAUGCCAUCCUACACGCUCACAACCGCCCCAUCACCGCCCUCGCUGUGUCUAGGUCAGGCCAGCUGAUAGUGUCUGCCCAGAACAGUGACCCCGGAUGUCUGGUGAAGGUGGUAGUGUGGAGGUACCCUGAACGCCAGGAGUAUGGCAGCUACACGGUACACAGAGAGGAGGUGGCCGCCGUGGGUGUUACAUCUGGCAACGAGGAGUAUGUCGUGAGCCUUGGGGCGGUCCAAGAUGGCUACCUCGUGGUGUGGCACAUCCCCACCAGGAGGCCAUUGUGUAGUGUCUUGGCGGGGGAGCCAGGCCUGGGCAUCGCCACCCUGCUGUGUACGGCACCCAUCACGCCCACCCUUAUGGUGGUGGGCGGCACGAGGAUGCUCAGGGCGUGGUCGCUCAACCCCGACAACAAUCGACUCACGCCCACGCCCAUCUCCCUUGGUCUGUUGGAGAGGAACUACACUUGUCUGCAGAUGGACGGGGCAGAAGAGUUCCUGUAUGCUGCCACCACCACAGGCGACGUGGUCAAGGUGCGACUCAACAUGUCAACCACGCCAGGUACUCGCUACAGUAAUUACAAAAGUAAUUACAAUUCUCUAAAAGCCAUUUGA